Molecule: messenger RNA, 2258 nt
Organism: Astyanax mexicanus (Mexican tetra)
Lineage: Eukaryota; Metazoa; Chordata; Actinopteri; Characiformes; Acestrorhamphidae
Gene: c14h1orf115
Product: chromosome 14 C1orf115 homolog
Exons: 2
Coding region: 50-508 (152 amino acids)
Source: RefSeq, a predicted model, not a curated record
GAGCCGCGAACAACUUCUCACCUGCCGCUCAGAGAGAAACAGGUACAGAAUGACCCGCGAGACGAAGCUCCGCAGAUCCAGGAGAUCCAGAAACCAGGAGGACCAGACCCAGAUUAUAGAGAGUGAGGAGGAGAGUGAGAGGAGUGAUCAGAGGAGUGAGAGAAGGAGUGAUCAGAGAGCGGAGUGCAGUAAUAACAGUCUGAGAGAAAACAGAUCCUCCAAAAAAUACAAAAAAUCAUCUAAACUGGUUCAUAUAGCUCUGCUGCCCGACCGGUACCAGCCCCUGCAGGAGGACCGGACCCCCGACCCGGACCCGGACCCGGAGACCCAGAGAGAGAAGAAGAAACAGCGGCAGAAAUUAAAGAAGUUCAGGAAAAAUGUGGGUAAAGCUCUGCGCUACAGCUGGAAGUGUCUGAUUGUUGGACUGCAGAACUUCAGCUCAGCGUAUUCGGGUCCUCUGAGCGCAGCGACCACUCUGGUUCCUGAGGCUCACAGAACACGACCCUGAUAAUAAACGGGUUCUGACUCCAGACUGACCUCUCUUCAUCUUUUACUUUUUAUAACUCGAUAAAAGUCCAGUACCUGCUGAUAAUCUAAUCUAAUGAUUCAGCUGAAGCUCUGCUGGGACUGAUCUGAAUGAACCACACGGUCGGGUUUUAGCUUAUUCUCCACCGUAAACAUUCAGUUUAUCUGUAAGAGAAGAGCCUGAGAGUCUGAGAAUAAUGUAUGUGAAAUAAAACAGCUUGUAGAAUCAGAUCUAUAAUCACCUUUUCUUUUCCUAUUUGUUUCCAGCUCAUGACUUCUUCUGAAGCUGAAAGAUCAUCUUUAUUAUGUUUAUAAAUAAGAGCAUCUUAAUCUGAAACAUCGUCCCGAAUACUGAGCUCUUUAAUCAGUUUAAUGACCUUCAGUGUGCUGAUGGCCUUAAUGUACUUUAAUCUGCUGAUCAGAGCUAGAAGAUAAACUCCCAGAGUUCAGCGCUUCUGUUUUUAACUCGUCUCCAGAUCAGAUCAGAAUUUCUGUUUCCUGCUCUUUUCAGAACUUGAAGGUAUUUUUUAUUCUGAAGCUGCUUUAGAUGAUCAUUGCUGGGCAUCAUCUCCACAUUAUAGUGUUUAUUAUUAUAUUAUUAUAUGAUUUAUUGGCUGAAAACCCCUCAAAUCAUGAGAUUUCCACCACUAAGAUCGACAGUGGGAGGUUCUUUUUAGAGUAUUAGUUCUUAGCUCCUUAACCUUUAGUUGCAUUUUGUAUAUAUUGACCUUUUUUAAUUUUUAUGACGCACAAUUCUGUAUCUACUAUGAAUUAUUCUAUAUUUACUUUAAUGAUAAAAAAAACAAAAUACUUGUCCACAUACAUGCCUUCAGUGUUUACAUGUUUAAUUAAUUGAAUUAUUGCAAAAGGAAAUGGUCACAAUAUGUAAAGAAUGUUUUAUUAAAAGUGUGAUGAUGUUUGAAAGCUUUAGUUAGUAAAAGGUGGUUUUAUGGCAGCAGGUAAAGAAAGUGAAAAAAAAAUAAAGUAUUUAGGAGGUUGAUGCUGAUAUUAUGUAUUUAAUACAUAAAUACGUGUAUUAAUGAAAGUGGUAUUUGUGAUCAUUUGAUGAAUAUUUCCUAAAUGCUUGAUAUUGGAAUUGUUAAAAUACAAAAAAAUACAUUUCAUGAUCAGUCAGAGUUUUAAUGUAAUAAUUAGAACUUGUUUGCGGUUGCACUCAUUUUAUUGCUUUAAAAAGGAGGAUUCUUGAUAAUUUCACUGUUUUUUUAUUUCAACAAAGCAGGAAAUGCACAAAUUGAAUGAAAAAUGUGUUUGACAUUAAAAUAUAUUGCACGAUUAUACUGGACACCCACACUGUUUUUUUACAAGUUUCUUUUUUUUUUUUUUACAAGCUUCUGUAAAUAUUCUGCAAUGAAUGUAUUAAUAUAUAUACAGACAAUAAGUAGAAUAAUAAUCUGUGUUUAUAAUUAAUCUGAAACUUUAUAAUGUGGAUUAGUUCUGAUUUUUAUUAUUUACCAUCAGGUGGCAGUAUUGUGUCAGAAAACAGAGACCCUCAGUAGGAUAUAAAAUGUGAAUGGUCGUGUUUGAUGGUAGUGAAAUAAUGAAUUGUGAAAUAAGAUAUAAUUUGGGAAUAGAUCAUAUAGUUUUCAAUAUAGACGAUAUAUUGCAGUGUUUUAGAGUCACAUGUUGUCUUUGCAUGUUAAUGCUUGUCUGAUUCUAAUAUUGUAGAAAAUGUGUUCAAAUAAAUAAUAAACUUUAUUUUGUGACAGUUCUCA